This is a messenger RNA of Parascedosporium putredinis, 612 nucleotides long. NCBI's taxonomy places the organism in Eukaryota, Fungi, Ascomycota, Sordariomycetes, Microascales, Microascaceae. The record is from the annotation of a GenBank genome assembly.
AUGGCGAAGAAGAAGGAGGAGCAGAGGCCGCAGAAGAAGAAGAAGAGGAGAGGGAGGGAGAGGGAGAGGGAGAGGAAGAGGAGGAGAAGACGGACGGGGGCGAUGAGUCGGGAGAAGGUUCAGAUUGGGAAGCUGGCGGUCGUAGGGGACACGGGGGCAGCGCGGUCACGAAAGCGGGCGAGACGCACUGACACGGAAGUCCAAGAGGAAGAGGCUAUCCUCGAGGCCAUGGGGUCGCCUAGCCGGCCGCCUCGUCGGACGGGAGCAGCCGCCGCUAGCUCUAGAACGCGGAAGAGUAAUAACACGGGUGCGCGCUCGGUGGAUUUAAGAGAGGCAGCCGAGGCAGCCGAAGAAGAAGGGCACGUGUCCGACUCGGACAGCGCGCCGUUGGCUCACCGGCGGGCCAGCCGCCAAGAUCAUAGGGUGGCGACGGACAGCAGCGUGGACGAGGGAGGCCAAGGCGAAACGGUAGUACACAGGACCGCAUUGCGGCAGAGUGAGGAGGAGAAUCUGGAGACAAAUACCGCUGAUGAGCAGGGGCGCGAGGGCGAGGGCGAGGACGGGGAUGAAGAUGAAGAUGGCACUCCGUCGCGGGGGGAGGAGGAGGCUUAG